Messenger RNA from Vitrella brassicaformis, 1291 nucleotides. Lineage: Eukaryota; Vitrellaceae. The record is from the annotation of a GenBank genome assembly.
CCCUGUCCUGGCGCGUUGGCGCUCGCCGCCACACAAAAAACCCACACCGUCCAGAGGAUCCUCGACAACGCCGCCCGACGAUUAUCACAAAGACCCACACACGACGCCAGCCUGGUGCAGGCCUGGACGCGCCACGCGGGCAAGUUCGUGUCCACAGAUGGGCCGCCGUCACCAAUCGGUGCCCACGGGGCUAAAGACAACAAUCUGUCGUCACGAACUCAACAGCUUUCGGAGACACAUGGCGCAGUCCCUCGGCUCAUCGUGUCGCCUCGGCCAGUGGAUGGUGCCCUCCUCCUCGACUUGGCCCCUGGCAUAGUGGACGCCAUACGAGCGCAUUACCUUGGCCGGGGAAAGAUGGAUAGUCUGCCGCACAAAGUGUCGCUGCUGCAGCUGGCGGCGGAGGACGACACAGUACCGCAUCAACGAAAGGUAGGUAGGUAAGUACCGACCCGACCUGGGCUGGCUGUGGCACCUGCGUGUAGGAGUCGAGUGGUAUUUCUUUGUGCCUCUUAAUUUCUUGACAGGUCAUCGAAAUGUUUCUGGCCAAAUUCUACGGGGCUGACCAGCCACGACGCCGAGCGAAGAAGAUACUCGACAAGGGGAAUGACGAACGCAAAGACAAGAAAGAAAAAGUCAAAGAGGAGACCAAAGACAAGGAUGACGAGCGCAACAAAGCGGUCGACGAGGGAAGCAACCGACCAACGACGGGCAGCAGGACACCGAAGUCGCAAGAUACAACGGCCCCACGGCGAGAGCAGACGCCAGCAGCAGCAGCAGCAGCAACACGAGAGACCACCCAACAGGAGACGCCGCAUGACCAGGGCAGUGGCAGCGAUCUGUUGCGGCAGCUGGUGCGGGAGAUCCAGAGCUUCAUCAGAGAGGAAGUGAGCAAGGCGUUAGGAGGGCAGCCAUCGAUGGCUGAGAGAGUGAGACGAGCGCGAGGGCGGCUGGAGACAUCGGGUGAGCAGUCUGCAUAUACAGAAGAUGAUAUAAUGAAGCUUCUCAAGGGUGCCACCAUGCGAGAUGAGCCUUGACGGAUGCAUGCAUGCCCCCGUGGAGGAGGCCGGCCGGGACACGCUUUGGUCUUGUUUGGUGGGUGGAUGGAUGAAUGCGGGUGUCUCUGUCCGGCCGGGGUUGUUUGUAUCUCCCGCUCACCUGCACCGCACUGUCGUUUCUGACCCCUGUACAGUACUUGCUCAAUAUGACCCUGUCUGCAGACAGACAGACAGAGACAGACAGACAUGCCUGCACAGAAACUUCAGGAUGGGAGGGAUGCAAUCCAUCAUGUGAG